Coregonus sp. 'balchen' is the source of this 733-nucleotide messenger RNA. NCBI's taxonomy places the organism in Eukaryota, Metazoa, Chordata, Actinopteri, Salmoniformes, Salmonidae. The record is from the annotation of a GenBank genome assembly.
GUCAGUAGAAAGUGGAAUGUAUGGGUACCAAGGGACGUCUCGGCCAUGACCAAGUCCUGCGUGGUCAUCCCCUUCAGAUUCAUGUAUCUGGCAAUACUGUGGCAUCCACAGCAUCUGGUACUUUGGCCAGCCAUACCCACCUGUGGUGCUCUUCCCAGCGGUGGUCUUCAAGACAUUGUGCAUGAAAGUUACAAAGGGCGUACCAAGCUCAUUGGGGACCUGCACCAGAGGAACUGCACCCUGCUCAUCAGUAAUAUAGGUACAGAGCACUCUGGGAGGUACUACUUCCGUGCUGACCUGGACAGGUGCCAACAUCUACACCUACCCAGACUUCUCUGAGCUCAAGGUGCUGGGUAAGCCUUCUGAGAGAACCUGAGAGGCUUUUUUUUUUUUUACUAUGAUUUUUUUCAAUCGUAGGUGUCACAUUUGUGGGCUGGAUUGCCAUUGCCUGGUACCAUAUCUGUUGUGAUGUCUUGCCAACUAUCUGUGGACACUGUUUGGCAUUACAUGGCCUGACUAUGACAAUAGGAGUUGGCAAGCACAAAUAGAUCUGGCACCAGGCUAGGAAUGACCUAGCUGUGAUUAUAAUUAUUAUAGUUUUAAUGAGAAUAGGUACAUAUUGUGAAUUGGUGAAUUUUAAAUUGUUCACUUAUGUCCUCUCUGUCCCCCAGACCAGCCCAACAUUGACAUCCCUGAGGAGAUAGUCGCUGACGAGAAUCUGGACGUGCUAUAA